Antechinus flavipes (yellow-footed antechinus) is the source of this 1848-nucleotide messenger RNA. Its product is annotated as probable ATP-dependent RNA helicase DDX41. Gene Ontology annotation, biological process: mRNA splicing, via spliceosome. The record is from RefSeq and is a predicted model, not a curated record. Gene Ontology annotation, cellular component: spliceosomal complex. Gene Ontology annotation, molecular function: ATP binding; RNA binding; RNA helicase activity. NCBI's taxonomy places the organism in Eukaryota, Metazoa, Chordata, Mammalia, Dasyuromorphia, Dasyuridae. The coding region runs from base 1 to 1848 and encodes 615 amino acids. The transcript has a single exon.
AUGGAAAAGCUGGAAACAGAGAGGAAGAGACCUGGAGAGGAGGAAUAUGGCACAGCUGGGGGCCUGUCAGAGGAAGAGGACUAUGUGCCUUAUGUGCCCGUAAAGAAGAGAAAGCAACAAAAGCUACAGAAGUUGCUGCGGAAGCGAUGGAGGGGAGAGGCUGAGGAGGAGCGGAAAGACAGUGGCAGUGAGUCCCGAGGAGAUGAAGGCGACAUUCCCCUGGGCCCCCAGUCCAGUGUCAGCCUUCUGGACCAGCACCAGCUCCUGAAGAAGAAGGCAAAUGCCCGCAAAGAGUCUGCUAAGGAGAAGCAGCUGAAAGAGGAAGAGAAGAUCUUGGAGAGUGUGGCAGAAGGACGAGCUCUCAUGUCAGUGAAGGAGAUGGCCAGAGGAAUCACCUACAAGGAUCCCAUCAAGACCAGCUGGAAGGCCCCUGGGUAUGUGUUGAGCAUGUCUGCAGCCAGGCAUGAGCGUGUUCGCAAGAAGUACCAGAUCUUGGUGGAAGGAGAGGGGAUACCACCCCCCCUCAAAAGCUUCAAGGAAAUGAAGUUUCCUGCGGCCAUUCUGAGGGGCCUGAAGAAGAAAGGAAUUCACCAUCCCACUCCCAUCCAGAUCCAGGGCAUCCCUGCCAUCCUCUCCGGCCGCGACAUGAUCGGCAUUGCUUUCACUGGCUCUGGCAAGACAUUAGUGUUCACUCUGCCCCUAAUCAUGUUUUGCCUGGAGCAGGAGACAAGAUUACCAUUCUCCAGGAGGGAGGGGCCCUAUGGGCUCAUUAUCUGCCCUUCUCGAGAGCUGGCCCGCCAGACCCAUGGCGUCUUAGACUAUUACUGUCAGCUGCUGCAGGAAGACAACUACCCCUCCUUGCGCUGUGCCCUCUGCAUUGGGGGCACGUCAGUCAAGGAGCAGAUGGAAACUAUCCGGUAUGGGGUGCACGUGAUGGUGGCCACUCCUGGGCGUCUCAUGGACCUCCUACAGAAGAAAAUGGUGAAUCUGGACGUUUGCCGCUACCUGGCCCUGGACGAAGCUGACCGAAUGAUAGACAUGGGCUUCGAGGGAGACAUCAGAACCAUCUUCUCCUACUUCAAGGGCCAGAGACAGACACUGCUCUUCAGUGCUACCAUGCCCCAGAAGAUCCAAAACUUUGCUAAGAGUGCUCUGGUAAAGCCUGUCAUCGUCAAUGUGGGCCGGGCAGGGGCUGCCAGUCUGGAUGUCAUCCAGGAAGUGGAAUAUGUGAAGGAAGAGGUCAAGAUGGUGUACCUGCUAGAGUGUCUGCAAAAGACACCCCCACCAGUGCUGAUUUUUGCAGAGAAGAAGGCGGAUGUGGAUGCCAUCCAUGAAUACUUGCUUCUCAAAGGUGUGGAGGCUGUAGCCAUCCAUGGAGACAGAGAUCAAGCAGAACGGAGCAAAGCCAUCGAGACAUUCCGCGAUGGCAAGAAAGAUGUCUUAGUGGCCACUGACGUGGCCUCCAAGGGCCUGGACUUUCCAGCCAUUCAGCACGUCAUCAACUACGAUAUGCCCGUGGAGAUUGAGAAUUACGUUCAUCGGAUUGGUCGGACAGGCCGCUCUGGGAACACGGGCAUGGCCACCACCUUUAUCAACAAGGCCUGUGAUGAGUCAGUACUCUUGGAUCUCAAAGCCCUCCUCCUUGAAGCCAAACAGAAGGUGCCUCACAUGCUGCAGGUCCUGCACCAAGGAGAUGAAUUGGACAUUGGAGGAGAGAGAGGCUGCACCUUCUGUGGGGGUCUGGGCCAUCGCAUCACUGACUGCCCCAAGCUGGAGGCCAUGAAGACCAAACAAGUCAGCAACAUUGGCCGGAAGGACUACCUGGCCUACGGAUCCAUGGACUUCUGA